Musa acuminata subsp. malaccensis (wild Malaysian banana) is the source of this 753-nucleotide messenger RNA. RefSeq names its product profilin-A-like. The record is from RefSeq and is a predicted model, not a curated record. Gene Ontology annotation, cellular component: cell cortex. Lineage: Eukaryota; Viridiplantae; Streptophyta; Magnoliopsida; Zingiberales; Musaceae. Gene Ontology annotation, molecular function: actin monomer binding.
AGCGAGUGGUGGGGCAGCACUUCAGAUCCGCUCUCCCCUCCCAUCCUCUCGUCCCCUUCCCCCCAAAACUAGAUUUAAAGCCCGAGAGAGAGAGAGAGAGAGAGAGAGGGAGAGACGAUGUCGUGGCAAACGUACGUCGACGAUCACUUAAUGUGCGAGGUCGAGGGCCACCGUCUGACGGCGGCGGCGAUCAUGGGUCAGGACGGCAGCGUCUGGGCGCAGAGCGCAUCCUUUCCUCAGUUUAAGCCUGAGGAGUUCACCAAUGUAAUGAAUGAUUUCAAUGAACCUGGAUCGCUAGCUCCCAUUGGUUUAUUUAUUGGAUCAUCAAAGUACAUGGUAAUUCAAGGAGAGUCUGGAGUUGUCAUUCGUGGAAAGAAGGGAUCAGGUGGCAUCACCAUCAAGAAGACAGGCCAAGCAGUGGUCAUUGGCCUUUAUGAUGAGCCAAUGACUCCAGGCCAGUGCAACAUGGUUGUGGAGAGGUUGGGUGACUACCUCAUUGAUCAGGGCUUGUAGUUCAUCAACUGGCGCAUGCCUCCCUCAAUUUUCUCCAGCAAAUGAAAAUGUGAAAUUUUCUUCAUUUCAGCUAUUUUGAGAAAUGACCUUAGUGUAAUAAUUUGGUGAACAGACAGGAAUAUUGCAGUCCAUCUUGAGUUGUUCUUUCUUGUUUUUUUAGUCCCCUUCUUUCCUUCCCCUAUUCAUGUGUUAAUUUGCAUUUCUCUUUUCGAUGGUUUCAAUUCAUGACAUUUGAUAAGA